AUGGCGACCGAAAUCUGUUUAACAAUCAGUCUUGGGCAUGGACUAGAAGCCUUCAUUUCAAAGGUGGAUAAAACUGGUAAAAGUUAUCGCGUUCACUAUGGUGUAAGAACAUUUACGCUUUACUCAGGGAAAAGAACUUGGACAAAAGAACAUUUCUUUGGUUUAAACACGUGGAAGUUUACCGAACGUAUGUCGUGUUAUUUAGUUGAUGUUUAUCUCUUCUUGACAGGUAAAUCCUAUGUAGUGUUAAUUUUCCUUGAUAAAAGUAGACAUUUUGAUACAAUUAUGGGGCAAAAACUUUACAGUGAGGCAUACUUCUUGAUAUUUCUCUCUAACAUUUCUUGAUGAGCAAAUCACGCGCGAACGCGCGAGUGUCCCACGUUCUCGCUCCGGAGUGGCCUUUGCUUACUCGCUAGAGAAUAUCCAGAAAGGUAAUCUUUCGAAUUUUCACUUGAAAAAACGUUUUUGCAGAGAAAUAAAAAGUGAUAUGUCAAGUUAACCUGGAAAAGAGAAAUUUCCUUACUUCUUUGAGAUUUUAAAUUUAUCAUGCAUGAGACUAAGGAGUCAAUAAAUACGCUCCUAUUGGUACAUGAUAAAUGAGAGCCAAUCACCUGGAAUGUGCAUUCCCUUUAGUUUUGAACCGGCGGUCCUUACCUUCAUCCCUUUUUCUUUCCCCAAAUUCCCUCCUUUCCUAUCCCCUUUCGGCGCCUGCCACGCACGGGUCAGCGGACUUUUUACCUAGUGAGCGGUCGCUAAGCCGAACAGAACAAGACGGCGGGAAGAUCUACUUACCCUGGGGUUUUAUGUCACUUCAGUUUCGUUGACGGACUUUUCCUCGACAUAUGAUCGACCGACUGAACUGAUGUCUUGAGCUUCACAAUCAUCCUGUUGGGCAGGGCUCAGAGGCAAGUGAUUAAGACGAAAUAACUUUUCAGGAAUUCCCCAGGCAGGCGCAGGUCAACAGGCUUAAACCUCGUCCAGUGUCAAAGUCCAUGUGACCCUACGGUGUAAUUCUGUGGAGUUUACAAAAUUAAUUUUCAAAUAUUCACUAUAAUGAUCAUAAGUCACCUUUUUAAAUCUCUAAAUUAUUUUAAAGUUAUGUGAUAGGUCAGAGAAUGAUUUCUCAUGCACUCCAGGUAAAUGAAUUGUGGAUAUCAUUCAUUUUUCUCAUUUCAGUUUUUGCAAAUGAAGUUUGGGCUUGUGAGUUGGAACAUAGUUAGGUUGGAGAAGACUUCAAGAACACACAGAACAGAGCGUGCUAAGUAAUAUUGUCACAAAGUAAGAAAAUACAGUUGUACAGAAUAUCAUCUGAAAGAAACACAAACCAGUGCAUGCUAGGUUAUAUUAUCACAAAGUAACACAAAACAGAGAACAGUCUUUUUUGAGAUUUCGAGUAAACAAAGAACAGUGUGUACAGAUUAAUCUCAAGUCAAAGUAACUGAGAUUUUUUAAAAACGUUUUCCACGAUGCAUCUAAACACACUAUUUUCGUCUCUUUUUAGGGGGAGGGUGGAGGAUGGCAAACACCAGAGAGAAACUCUCUUAACUGGAUCAGAUUUUUUUAUAAAUGGGUAAGUCAACUCUGCUUGUAUUGUUGUUUUACUGUAUGAGCAACUGUGAACAUGCUUACCCCAAGUCAUUUUAAUUACGUGUACGUGACUCAUAUUGAAGCUCCAGUCUACCGUUAAUGGAAAAGUUUUACUGUUAAGGAAGUUGGAAUGUAACAUAAUGUAAUGUAAUGCAAAGUAAUGCAACAUAAUGUCACUUAAUGUAACGUAAUGUAACAUAAUAAAACGUAAUGUAACAUAAUGUAAUGUAGUGUAAUGUAUAUCUUAGGAUCUUACAGGAUUUUUAGAGUAUAUCUUACAAGAUCCUGAUAGGAUCUUACAGGAAUUUUAGGGUAUAUCUUGCAGGAUUUUUAGAGUAUAUCUUACAGGAUCCUGAUAGGAUCAUACAGGAUUUUCAGAGUACAUCUUACAGGAUCCUGAUAGGAUCAUACAGGAUUUUUAGAGUAUAUCUAACAGAAUCCUGAUAGGAUCUCACAGGAUUUUUAGAGUAUAUCUUACAGGAUGCUGAUAGGAUGUUACAGGAUUUUUAGAGUAUAUCUUACAGGAUCCUGAUAGAAUCUCACAGGAUUUUUAGAGUACAUCUUAAAGGAUCAUGAUAGGAUCUUACAGGAUUUUUAGAGUAUAUCUUACAGGAUCCUGAUACAAUCUCACAGGAUUUUUAGAGUAUAUCUUACAGGAUCAUGAUAGGAUCAUACAGGAUUUUUAGAGUAUAUCUUACAGGAUCCUGAUAGAAUCUCACAGGAUUUUUAGAGUAUAUCUUUCAGGAUCCUGAUAGGAUCUUACAGGAUUUUUAGAGUAUAUCUUACAGGAUCAUGAUAGGAUCUUACAGGUUUUUUAGAGUAUAUCUUACAGGAUCCUGAUAGGAUCUUACAGGAUUUUUAAAGUACAUCUUACAGGAUCCUGAUAGGAUCAUACAGGAUUUUUAGAGUAUAUCUUACAAGAUCCUGAUAGGAUCUUACAGGAUUUUUAGAGUAUAUCUUACAGGAUCCUGAUAGGAUCUUAGAGAAUUUUUAGAGUACAUUUUACUGGAUUCUGAUAGGAUCUUCCAGGAUUUUUAGAGUAUAUCUUACAGGAUCCUGAUAGGAUCUAGCAGGAUUUUUAGAGUAUAUCUUACAGGAUUCUGAUAGAAUCUUGCAGGAUUUUUAGAGUAUAUCUUACAGGAUCCCAAUAGGAGACUUGCAGGAUUUUUAGGGUAUAUCGUACAAGAUCCUGAUAGGAUCUUGCAGGAUUUUUAGAGUAUAUCUUACAGGAUUCUGAUAGGAUCUUGCAGGAUUUUUAGAGUAUAUCUUACAGGAUCCCAAUAGGAGUCUUGCAGGAUUUUUAGAGUAUAUCUUACAGGAUCCUGAUAGGAUCUUGCAGGAUUUUUAGAGUAUAUCUUACAGGAUUCUGAUAGGAUCUUAUGGAAUAUUUAGAGUAUAUUUGACAGGAUUCUUAUCGGAUCUUACUUGAUUUUUACGGGUAUCUUACAGGAUUUUUAGAGUAUAUCUUACGGGAUCCCAAUAGGAUCUUACAGGAUUUUUGGAGUAUAUCUUACAGGAUCCCAAUAGGAUCUUACAGGAUUUUUAGAGUAUAUCUUACAGGAUCCCAAUAGGAUCUUGCAGGAUUUUUAGAGUAUAUCCUACAGGAUGCUGAUAGGAUGUUACAGGAUUUUUAGAGUAUAUCCUACAGGAUGCUGAUAGGAUCUUACAGGAUUUUUAGAGUAUAUCUUACAGGAUCCCAAUAGGAUCUUGCAGGAUUUUUAGAGUAUAUCUUACAGGAUGCUGAUAGGAUCUUACAGGAUUUUUAGAGUAUAUCUUACAGGAUGCUGAUAGGAUCUUACAGGAUUUUUAGAGUAUAUCUUACAGGAUGCUGAUAGGAUCUUGCAGGAUUUUUAGAGUAUAUCUUACAGGAUCCCAAUAGGAGUCUUGCAGGAUUUUUAGAGUAUAUCUUACAGGAUCUUGAUAGGAUCUUACAGGCUUUUUAAAGUAUAUCUUAAAGGAUCCUGAUAGGAUCUGGCAGGAUUUUAAGAGUAUCUUACAGGAUUUUUAGAGUAUCUUACAGGAUUUUUAGAGUAUAUCUUACACUACCCUUAUAGGAUCUGACAGAAUUUUUAGAGUAUAUCUUACAAGAUUCUGAUAGGAUCUUACAGGAUUUUAAGAGCAUAUUUUACAGGAUCCUCAUAGGAGUCUUUCAGGAUUUUUAGAGUACAUCUUAUAGGAUCCUGAUAGGAUCUUACAUGAUUUUAAGACUUUAUCUCAGAGGAUCCUGAUAGGAUCUUCCAGGAUUUUUAGAGUAUAUCUUACAGGAUCCUGAUAGGAUCUUACAGGAUUUUUAGAGUACAUCUUACAGGAUUCUGAUAGGAUCUUCCAGGAUUUUUAGAGUAUAUCUUACAGGAUUCGGAUAGGAUCUUGCAGGAUUUUUAGAGUAUAUCUUAAAGGAUUCUGAUAGGAUCUUGCAGGAUUUUUAGAGUAUAUUUGACAGGAUUCUUAUCGGAUCUUACUUGAUUUUUACGGGUAUCUUACAGGAUUUUUAGAGUAUAUCUUACGGGAUCCCAAUAGGAUCUUACAGGAUUUUUGGAGUAUAUCUUACAGGAUCCCAAUAGGAUCUUACAGGAUUUUUAGAGUAUAUCUUACAGGAUCCCAAUAGGAUCUUGCAGGAUUUUUAGAGUAUAUCUUACAGGAUGCUGAUAGGAUGUUACAGGAUUUGUAGGGUAUAUCUUACAGGAUGCUGAUAGGAUCUUACAUGAUUUUUAGAGUAUAUCUUACAGGAUCCCAAUAGGAUCUUGCAGGAUUUUUAGAGUAUUUCUUACAGGAUGCUGAUAGGAUCUUACAGGAUUUUUAGAGUAUAUCUUACAGGAUCCCAAUAGGAUCUUGCAGGAUUUUUAGAGUAUAUCUUACAGGAUGCUGAUAGGAUGUUACAGGAUUUUUAGAGUAUAUCUUACAGGAUCCUGAUAGGAUGUUACAGGAUUUUUAGAGUAUAUCUUACAGGAUCGCAAUAGGAUCUUGCAGGAUUUUUAGAGUAUAUCUUACAGGAUCUCAAUAGGAUCUGGCAGGAUUUUUAGAGUAUAUCUUACAGGAUGCUGAUAGGAUGUUACAGGAUUUUUAGAGAAUAUCUUACAGGAUCCCAAUAGGAUCUUGCAGGAUUUUUAGAGUAUAUCUUACAGGAUGCUGAUAGGAUGUUACAGGAUUUUUAGAGUAUAUCCUUAAGGAUCCUGAUAGGAUCUGGCAGGAUUUUAAGACUAUAUCUUACAGGAUCCUGAUAGGAUCUUACAUGAUUUUUAGAGUAUAUCUUUCAGGAUCCUUAUAGGAUCUUACAGAAUUUUUAGAGUACAUCUUACAAGAUGCUGAUAGGAUCUUACAGGAUUUUUAGAGUAUAUCCUAGAGGUUCUGAUAGGAUCUUAUAUGAUUUUUAGUGUACAUCUUACAGGGUUUUUAGAGUAUGUCUUAUAGGAUCCUGAUAGGAUCGUACAGGAUUUUUAGAGUAUAUCUUACAGGAUACUGAUGGGAUCUUGCAUGAUUUUUAGAGUAUAUCUUACAGGAUCCUGAUAGGAUCUUAUAGGAUAUUUAGAGUACAUCUUACAGGAUUCUGAUAGGAUCUUACAGGAUUUUGAGAUUACUUUUUACAGGAUACUGAUGGGAUCUUGCAGGAUUUUUAGAGUAUAUCUUACAGGAUCCUGAUAGGAUCUUACAGGAUAUUUAGAGUACAUCUUACAGGAUUCUGAUAGGAUCUUACAGGAUUUUGAGAUUACUUUUUACAGGAUACUGAUGGGAUCUUGCAGGAUUUUUAGAGUAUGUCUUACAGGAUCCUGAUAGGAUCUUACAGGAGUUUUAGAGUACAUCUUACAGGAUUCUGAUAGGAUCUUACACGAUCCUGAAAGGAUUAAACAUGUGAAACAGUGUGUAUAUAUGUACCUAUCUCUGUAAUUUUGACACCACACUACUGAAAUCAAAAUCUAAUUUUAAACAUUUAACACUUUUUCUCUCUGGAGUGAAUGAUGAAGUCUUUGUUACCAGUAGUUAAAGCUCUAACCUUUUAGCUGUGACCAUUGAAAUGAAUUAUCUUCAUUAGUUCUUUCAUGUGUCACAAUUUAUUUUCCAGCAUUUUACAAAAGUGAAAUCAGAUAAUCUUGUUGAAUUUUAAGUUUUGAUGUUUCUGGGAGUAAAAGAUUAUUCUUUUUUUCUGAUUUCUUUGCAGGAGGGUGAGUGAUGUGGAUGCUUGGAUUGUAAACUAGAUGAAGGAAACCACACAACGUUACUCUGGAUCAAGAUCAAAAGGAAAGCUAGGAGGAACAAAUUGAAAGCAGAUCGGUAGAAAAUUUAGUUGUUAUAUCUUACAGUUUCAAAAUCAAGGCAGCUUAGAUGGUCUAAAUGGGUUCUUGAUUCGAUCAGUAAAAGCUUAAUAUUAUGGUGGCUACCAAUAAGACGCAAAAAGUGGCAUUACAAUGAGAAAUGAUUGAUUGAACCACACCACUCAGCCAACAACAACAAGGCAAUAAGUAAAAUCGUCAUAAAUUUAUAUUUACAAUAGAAAAGAGAGUUCGCUAGGUGUAAGAUUCCAAAAGGACACAAAUCAUAACUAAUAUCGUCACAAAGUAACACAAAACAGAGCUUGCAAAGUUGAUAGAUUUCAAGAAAACACAGAACAGAACGUGCUGAGUAAUCUUGCUAUUAAGGAAAAAAAUGAGCAUGCUAAGUUGUAAGAUUUGAAAAAAAUGAAGUACAGACUGCCAUCUAAAAGUACACAAAAGAGAGCAUACUCUAUGGUGAUUCAAGUUAAUAUAGAAUACGGCCAAAUUUUGAGCAAGUCCCAGAUGCAAUCCUAAAUUUCUGGUGAACUUGUAUUUAAAUUUCAAGCCUAGAACUCGGAGGGUCGUGAGUUUGAUUCUCACCUGGAGCUUGGAAAAAUUUUUUAUGCUUUCUAAUGUUUGAAUUCUCCUUCUUCUUUAAUACAUUGUAGUGUAAUCUCAUCUCAAAGUAACAACUGAAAUUUUGGAAAAUGUUUGCCCCAAUGCAUCUAAACACACUAUUUUUGUCUUUGUUUAGGGGAAUAACAGGGAUGAAACAGAGAAGGGUGGAGGAUGGCAAACACCUGAGAGAAACUCUCCUAACUGGAUUACAUUCUUUUGUAAAUGGGUUAGUUGACUCUGUUUGUAUUGUUGUUUUAUUCUUUGAACAACUGUGAACAUGCAUACCCUAAGGUAUUUUAAUUACUUGGCUCAUAUUGAAACUCCAGUCUGCCUCUGAUGGAAAAAUUUCGCUGUUAAGGAAGUUGUAGCAAGUUCACCAGAUCAUAAUGAGAAGCUAAACUUCCUGAGGGGAAUCCUGCAGAGAUCUUGGCCAGAAUCUUGACAGGGAUCCACCCUUUGUUUGGAUCUUGUCAGGAAUCUUGACUGGGAUUCCUUACAAGGAUUCUUAGUGGGAAUUAUGACAGAAAUCCCAAAGGGGAACCUCACCUCUCUGUGGGAAUCUUGCCAAAAAUUCCAGCAGGUAUCUUCGCUUAAUAUACCAGCCAUAUUUCUAAAUUUGUUUUUUACUAGGUAACUCAGAGUGUCAAUAAACCCAGAUAUAAAUUCCUGUUAGGAGAGUAAAACAUUUGAUGUUGCAAGAAAGAACACCUACAUGUAAAUUAGGAUGAAACUUUAUCAUGUAAACUUAUUUUCCUUUUUUAAACGGAGAAAUAGCUUAGUUAAUUUGAAUGUGUUGGUGUUGUGAAACAAGAAAGUUCUAUGCUUAAUUUACAAGCUAUUUCUAGUACCAUACAAACAUCUGUACAAAAUUAACUGAGCUAUUCAUUUCUCUGCUGGCUUCUUAACUAGUAAAAUUGUGUUCAAAUUUUGAGGCUUUUUUUCUUGAGGCAUUGAUCUGUCUUCUGCAUUGGUGGGAAUUUAAGUCAAGAAUGUUUAUUUGUAAUGGAGGUUUUCUCUGUGUUCAGUUUGAGGCACUCCAUUCAGACCUAUCUUAAUGCAUUUCAAGAAAACUCCAGUCACUGUCUUUCUGAAAGUUUUCUGAACAAUUUUUAUUGACGAGGGGAAGCUGAAAUUUAUGGUAUCCUUCUUAGAAAAAGUUAAUUGUAUCACCUUAACACAGCUUUUGUCUCCAUUUAAAGGAAUAUCAGGAUUGGAAUGGAAUGGAAAAAUUGGAGGAUGAUCAACACCAGAAGGAAAGUAAGUUGGUGACAUUUGCAUUAUAUUUGUUUCAUCUUGCCUAUACUCUAUAGCAUUAAAAGCUGCUUUGCAGUCCAAUCCUAUUGCAUAAUCUUAAUUAUGUCAGAUGUAAAAAUUAAAUUCACUGUCAUUUUUCCUGGCACUUUUGUAGAGAUAGUGACAGAAAGAAACUGGAGCACAUUUAAUGGGGUUUAGUCAUGGCUUUCAGGCUUAUUUUGUUAAUAAUGCCAAUUACAGCACUCUUACAACUGAGGAAAAGCUGACUUUGUUCAUCCUGGUUUUUUCAUCUUUCACCAUUGGAAAGCACUGCCCUCACUACCCAGGACCUAAACUUUUCGAAACAAUAAUUUCUUCUUUGAGGCCUUUUUCUUUGAGGCCUUCUUUGAGGCCAGGAAUAAAUCUAAAGAUUGUUGAGAUACUGAGUGCUAACUGUUAAAAGUUGCCAUUGACUUCAAGAGUAUCAAAUCUACUGAGGGAGUAGUGGAUGGGUUAGGAAAACCCAACCUUGGUACGACAGACAAAUAUACCUAAAAAUAGGGGACUGUUAUAUUGUCUAGCAAGGGACCAAAUUCACCAAGUUGUAAUGCCCUUGUGGUCUUAUUUUCCCUCUAUUUUUCAAAACAAUAGACUUGAAAUGUCUGACAAAGUGUUGAAAUCAGAUUGCCGUUGGUCAUAGAGAGGCAAGUUGGGGUUCAUAUCAGUAGGUGAGUGAUUGAUUAUCUUUGUUGUCAGAAAAUAAUCCCUUAUUUUUGCCCAGUUUCGAAUUUGUCACUGCCAUUGAAUAGAAGGACUAUAGACUCAUUUAUACAUAGCCUGUGAGCAAGCUCUCCUAUCUGGGCGAGCAAAGCGAGCUGUGCUAGAAGGCACAAGCGAGCGGCGAAGCCUUGAGGGGCCAAGGAAAAGAGGGCUUGCAACGAUGUCUCAUAAAUUUUCAUUUGUACUUCGCCCAGACAAAGAGAAAUACCACUGGAUAAAAAAUGACAUUCUGGAAAUCAAAGUUGAUUGAUAACAGGCCUGGCUGGCAUCCCCUAAAUUUUGUGCGAGAAGUAGAAACACAAUGCUCUUAUCGCAAAAACCCGUGUUGUGUCACACUCUGAAAAAGAAGACCUGCAGAGGAAGAAAAUCGCUUUCUCCAUCUGUGGGAGAUAACCAUCGUUUGUGUGUUAAAUUUGUUUGUCAGGAGAAUCAGCAGAUUGAUGACACUACUAUUACGAAAAAUAAUAAGAAGAACUAACUGAGUUUUUGUGUCAUGAACGCUCAAUCUCUAAACAACAAGGCUGGUGAAUUUGCUGAUUUUGUCUGCAAGUAUAAACCUGAUGUUGUAGCUAUUAUGGAAACGUGGUUUCAUGAAAUAGAGUCUGCUUCCCGCACUCUCUGUACAUCUCCAGGGUACAGCCUUCUUGUCCAUCCAUGAUCUAACUGCACUGGGGGUGGUACAGGAGUCUUGUUCAUUGAUACGUUAAAUGUGACCAAAAUUGCUGCUGCCGAAUUCCAACCAUUUGAGUACUCUGAAUGGAACAUCAAAUCUGAAUCCGAGCAGAUACAUUUGAUUAUCAUCUACAGACCACCGUACUCUGAAGUCCAUCCUGUAACUACGAGUGUUUUCCUGGAAGAAUUUUUAGAAUUUCUUGAGUCUACAGUCUUCACUGGUAGCCAUCUCUUGAUUACCAGAGACUUCAACAUUCAUAUCGAUGUUACUGAUGAUCCUGAUGCACUCAGACUACGUGACCUACUCGAGAGCACUGGGCUUGAGCAACAUGUGACUGUUCCAACUCAUAUCAUAUUGUUCCUCUAUUCCAUGGACCGACUAUCUCUUCUCAGGUCACUUACCAGUCCACUGUAAGCUCAAGGCUGUCAAGUUUUCUUUCAAAAGAUCACAAAUUUCCUUCAGGAAAGUGAAGUCAAUCAGUGCUGAUAUUUUGCAGGAUGAGCUUUCCAGCACUGAUCUCUGUAAGAACACCCUCUCAUAUGACCUUGAAGGUCUUUUUAAAUGCUAUAGUAAUACACUCCUGUCAGUCCUUAACCACACCAUGCACCUUUGAUCACUAAGACAAUUACGAAAAGACCUAGACUUGACCUCAUGGUUGAACCAGGGAACAGUGCAAAAAAAGAAUGCAGAAAGGCUGAGAGGAAAUGGCGCAGGACAAAGUUAGACAGUGACUUCCUAAUGUUCAAAGCCAAGAAAAACCAUGCUACCUUCAUUAUCAGAAAUACAACGAGAAACUAUUACACUGAUUUCAUACAAGAGAACAGCAAUGACCAGCACAAACUGUUCAGGUCCACUAAAAUACUCUUUGACCAGGACACUGACUCGACCUAUCAGAAAUAUUGUGACAGUGCUGUGUUAGGAAAUGACAUCAGGAACUUCUUUGUGCAGAAGAUCAAGCGCAUUAAUUUUGCACUGAACUUGAUGCAGUUGCCAGUGGUUCUAGUCCACAUUCAGAGCCAGCCUCUAUGUGCUCAACUCAGUUUGACUCGUUUUCAACUCCAAGUGAUGAUGAUGUCAUGCACUUAA
Molecule: messenger RNA, 10224 nt
Organism: Porites lobata
Lineage: Eukaryota; Metazoa; Cnidaria; Anthozoa; Scleractinia; Poritidae
Source: the annotation of a GenBank genome assembly